Ambispora leptoticha is the source of this 981-nucleotide messenger RNA. The record is from the annotation of a GenBank genome assembly. Lineage: Eukaryota; Fungi; Glomeromycota; Glomeromycetes; Archaeosporales; Ambisporaceae.
AUGGGUGAAUUCUAUCAGUCAACAAAAAACAUCACUAAUGCACUUUCAUCAUCAUUGAUUCAUGAUGAUGAACAACCCACUUCAAAAACAAAAUCUCCAACCUCAUCAUCACCACUAUCACCACAAUCAUCACAAUAUCGAUAUAUUAAUGGUCGACAAUUUCAUAAUUUGGUGGAUUCAGUAUACCCUCUACCUAAUGAUUAUCAAGAGUUGGAUCGUAUAUCGAUGCAGCACUUUUUAUACAAAGCCAUUUGGGACGGAAAUUUCAAAGCACCCAUUCACCGGAAGCUAAUGGCGGGUGAUUGCAAAGUCUUGGAUGUUGGCUGUGGACCUGGUCCGUGGGUGAUGGAGAUGGCAAUGACAUACCCGCUUUCAAAUUUCACCGGCAUUGACAUCUCUCCAAUUCAGCCGCGCGAUAUAAAACCGCGUAACUCUAAAUUUUACGAGAUGAAUAUUCUUAACGAUUUACCAUUCAAAGACGGCGCAUUCGAUUUUUGUCAUCAACGAUCAAUGGCUCUUUGUUUUACUAGAGCACAAUACGCGGAAAAGGUCAUACCAAACUUAUUACGUGUUACGAAACAAGGUGGCAUAUUGGAAAUCAUGGAAGUGGAUUUGAUGUUUACGAAUCCUGGACCUUUGUUGAAAACUAUGAUGAGUUCUUAUCAAGACUUUCUAGAGAAGCGUGAGAUAGAUUUAUUUCCUGGAAUUCGAAUUAAAGAAUAUUUGGAAAAAAGUGAACAGCUCAAAGAUAUAUCUCAAGAAAUUAUUGAUAUACCGAUGGGCUCUGAUCACGGGAAACUCGCUGAGCUGAUGGCUGAAAAUUACGCGACAGCAAGUAAAGCACAGAUUCCUCUAUUCGCUCCAUUCCUGAAAAUGUCCAAUGAGGAGCUUGAAAAUAUAAUAGAUCAAAUUUAUAAGGUUGAAGUUAACGAGUAUAAUACUUCUGUCAGGGCUUAUAGAUAUUACGGAACCAAAAUAUAG